Molecule: messenger RNA, 629 nt
Organism: Penaeus chinensis
Lineage: Eukaryota; Metazoa; Arthropoda; Malacostraca; Decapoda; Penaeidae
Exons: 3
Coding region: 141-605 (154 amino acids)
Source: RefSeq, a predicted model, not a curated record
CCCUGUCCUGCAUCAAGAGCUUGACCCACUCCUCCAGUGGUUGGCUGCAGAGGCGAAAUAUCACCAUUGCUGAGCCGUCCGUCGCCGUGGGAUCACUGCCACGGGUUUCCCUUUUGAACUGCCGUCGGGGCAGAGGACGCAUGGCAAGCAGACUAGAUUCCUCCCGUCACGGUUCUCCCGCCGUCGCGAGCGGCGUUACGCUGAUGAAUGUGCAAGGUCUUCGAAGCUCGCCCUUCCUUGCAGAUAAUUUCGUGGCUGGAGGGCGCUUAAUUUGCAGGCGAGGUUGCAGCAACAUGGACGGCUGGAGCGCCGACCGAGCACCGAAGCCGUGUCAGGCCUGCCAGCCUGUCAGCGUCGGACCCUUUUUUUCCGGGUCGCCUUGCCUAACACGGCGGCUUCCUUGGGCCGGGUGUCAGGCGAGACAAGGAGCCGCGCGGAGGGCGAUUUGUUGCGCCACUUUAUCGGCGCCGCUGCUGGGGGCAAGUUUCAGCCACUGCAUCGAGGGGCGGGUCGCGGGUUUCCCUGGCCUGGUGCUGGCCGCCCGCUCGACGGCCCUUGCUGAGGAGAUUUCCCUCUCGGUGCUGUGGCAUGAGUUCAAUUUCUGAAGAUUGAGGGUGACACUGAACAAA